Molecule: messenger RNA, 1129 nt
Organism: Rhizophagus irregularis DAOM 181602=DAOM 197198
Lineage: Eukaryota; Fungi; Glomeromycota; Glomeromycetes; Glomerales; Glomeraceae
Source: RefSeq, a predicted model, not a curated record
GAAUAAAAAUGAAUUUGGGUUUAUCCCGCCCCCUUGUCUAAAGACUGCGGGUGAGAAAAAAAAAAGAUAUCCACCUCGAAGUUCUUGAACGAGAGGGCCAGUAAAUCCGUAUAAAUUUGAAUGGUGAUAUUAUCUAGUAUAAGUUGCUAAAGAAUCACCAGAAUUCGUUAAAAACACUAUAAAUUGAUAAUUAUGUCAGGAAAUAUUGUUAAUAGACCUAGGCCUGGUAAAUACAUUGAUAUUAUUUUAGACGAGGUUUAUAAUAAAUCUGUGCCUAAACCCAUCAAUCUUCGUCCUGGAUACGAUAUUGAAUAUAUUAGGAACCGUUAUGGUUUCCUUUAUCCUGGUCAAUUCGAAAAGAUGGUUGAGGUUGAAAGAAUAUAUGAUAAUUUAUCUAUUAUUAGUUCGUAUGAAACUCCACAGCAAUGGGCUAUUCGUGUAAAAGACACUUUGCAAGCAUUGAUUACUGAAGGCCAUAGAAGCUAUUAUCAUGUAUUCUGCCUUUUCGGAUCAUCUGGGCAGGGAGUAACCAAGACAUACUAUAAUGGCUAUGAAGGGAGAGAAGUUGCCAUUGGUUAUCACAGACCUAAUAUUCACAAUUGCAAGAUGGCUAUUUGCUUCGAUUGUUGGAAAUUAGUAGAGAUCACUGAUGUAAAACCAAAAAAGACAUAUUUCAGUGGAUGGCGGAGAUAUGGGUAUGAGAUUAAGCCUGAAGACUUGAUGAAACACCACUGGGAUAACUCAUGUUUCAAGACUAAUAAACAUAUAGAAGCGAUCCUAAAGAGACCAGCCCAUCUUCUCACAAGCUCAAAGUCAGAAAUAUUACGUGAAAAAUCUUCUGACAGGAGGGGGGUAUUAUAUCCUGGAAAAAAUACACCUGAUUCCCUCCCGCAGUUUGAUAGAACAAGUGGAAGCGAAAUAUUUAUUUCAUCUAUAUACGCAAAACAAAAUAACUUAAACCAUCUUAAUCAACCAAAAGGUACUGUAUUAAGAUUGAGAGAUGGGACAGUAAUCACGAUCGUUUAACUGAUUCAACUGAAGAUUAAUAUCAUUUAGCCAAACAUAUGUUAUACUUUAUUUUUUGCACUAUAUAAUCUGCAUACAUGAUCGCCUAGUAUAAUUGUGAAAU